Messenger RNA from Diachasmimorpha longicaudata, 688 nucleotides. RefSeq names its product glutamyl-tRNA(Gln) amidotransferase subunit C, mitochondrial (gene GatC). NCBI's taxonomy places the organism in Eukaryota, Metazoa, Arthropoda, Insecta, Hymenoptera, Braconidae. The transcript has 2 exons. Gene Ontology annotation, molecular function: glutaminyl-tRNA synthase (glutamine-hydrolyzing) activity. Bases 263 to 688 code for a protein of 141 amino acids. Gene Ontology annotation, cellular component: glutamyl-tRNA(Gln) amidotransferase complex; mitochondrion. The record is from RefSeq and is a predicted model, not a curated record. Gene Ontology annotation, biological process: glutaminyl-tRNAGln biosynthesis via transamidation; mitochondrial translation; regulation of translational fidelity.
GAUGCUACGAAGUUAGUUCAAGGUGUCGUAAUCACCUGAUUCAAUUCACCAUGUGUUUUGAUUCGGAUAACCUGUGAAGUAAAUAAAGCAAACAUAUCCAAGAGUGAAAACCCUCGUCGAUACUCAACGUUCUAAAUGAAUCAAGAGCCACCAAGUCAAGCAAACUGAUUAAAGACCGACAUAACCGAUAAAUAAAAGCUUCACAUCAACUGAUAAUGCCUCGAUCUACCAGGUAAUCACCAAUACAGCACUCGCAUCACCAAUGGAUCUCCGCAAGCUGCCCCUGCGCCAUUUAAACCAUCUCCUAGCAGUUCGAUCCCCAUCAGUCUCCCAAAUUCGCACUCAGAGAGUAGUUGCAAACGAGAAGAGCCCCGAGGCCUCGAAUCCCCAAAUAAAAAUCAGCAAAGAGACAAUUAAAAAAUUGGAGAGACUGUCCCUAGUGGAUUUCGGUAACGAGGCAGGAAUAAAUCGUCUCGAGGCUGCGAUAAAAUUUGCGGAGAAGCUCAAGGACUUUCCAAUUGAUGACAAAGUCGAACCCCUGUACUGCGUUCUGGAGAAGGAGUGUCUUCGUUUACGAGAAGACAAAGUAACAGAGGGUGGGUACAGAGAAAAGAUCCUGAAGAACGCAACAGUAACUGAGGAGGAAUAUUUCGUGGCGCCUCCCGGGAAUAUUCCCCUAGAGCAAUGA